UGGAAAGAUUCUUUUUUCAUUUCAUGUUUUGAUUAUAUAGUUUCCCUGUUUCCCUCUAUUCAAUGUGCCUGAAUCAAGGACCCUUUUAUUACCUACUUAUUUUAUCCAAUCGUUUCUUUUUAUGUAUUAGUAUAUAGUGUAGAAAAUAUACUUGUAAUAAUAUUAGAGGUUAUACAUACAUUAUACCGUCUCAUAUGUGUGUACAAGACGAGAAUAGAUUGAAUAAAACAAAAUAUAACCAAACUUAACAUGUUUACUGAUCUAGAUAUUCAACCGGUGUUACUACAAGCUAAAAAGAAGAAUUCCGCGGCGAUCGUUUCUUAUUCUGCCAUUUUACUUCAGAAGCAGUACGUUAUUAGUACUUCUCAUAUAUUGCAGGAACUUGAAAUACCAGCUCAAGAUAUAGAGGUGGGGAAAUUAGUACUUUGCAAUGAAAAUUUUAGCAAAAAACAGCAUUUUAAUGUUGUUUCAAAUGAGUUUGCAACAAUAAGUGCUGACCUAUUCGGAUUAUUUAAAUGUAAAAAUAUUGACAACUUUUUUCGCAAUGAUUGCAAGGAUUGCCAGGUGCAGGCGCAUUCAACCAACUUGAAAGAAUAUUUAUCGAUAUUUGUUAUAUUCUCUGUAGGGAAUGCACGAUGUUCUAAAAAAAAUUUAUUAAUGAUUCUAUAUAGUUGGAUUGAAAUUAUUUCCCAGGAUAAUAUUCGUAAAGGGGAGCACAUAUUGUCUAUAUCAAGUCCAUUUGGAACCAAGAUCUUCUUCAACACAAUAACUGAAGGAAUAGUAAGCAAUGCAUUUGAAAAUUCAAGUUUAUUUCUUAGUGAUUGUUGUUCCGCACCUGGAUCAGAAGGAGGGGCAGUAUUUAAGAGGGAUAGCUAUGAUAUUCCGAUAGGGAUAAUCAUAUCCCCUUUUAACUGGUGGAGAAAAGACUGGGUUGGAUUUACCUUGGUUGCUGAUAUCAGACCAAUUAUUUUACAAAUUUUGGAUGUAGAGAAAAAGGAUUUAUUACUCUCAGGCAUUUAUAGAGAUGUUUCUACCCCAUCAUAUACUAUUUUUGAAAACUGUGUCUCCCAAAUAUGUUGUGGGGUCAGCUGGGGCAGUUGUAUUUUACUAGAGCAAAACAAAGGAAUAUUUCUUACCAACUCACAUGUGGUGAAGCCUAGCUUUAAAAUUACCAUCUUCUGGAAAAAUAGAAAAAUGUUGGCGACCUUGAUAUACCGAAGCGUAGAUAAUUCACCUCUAGAUUUAGCCAUUGUGCAAAUUAGUAAGAAUCCACAUUGUUCGUUAUCUGAUAUGACUGCAGUAACAAUGACACUAAAUGCAAUUAAUAAAGGCGAUCCAGUUUAUUGCGUAGGCUUCCCACUAUUUUCAAAUUCCUUUAAGCCUCGCAAUCCCACCAUUACCAAAGGGAUAAUCGGUGCAAUUAGUCCAUACAUGCUUAAAACCACCUGCGCGGUGUACCCAGGUUUCAGUGGCGGAGGAGUUUUUUCCCCGGAUGGUAUUCUGCUGGGAAUCAUCGUUUGCAACACAAGAAUACCAGAGGAUGGUAUGGUUUAUCCUAGAAUAAAUAUGGCCGUGCCCAUUUCUGCUGUUGCUGAGUUAUUAUACGAGUUUUUGGAGACAGGAGAUGUGAGUAAAUUGACAUUGCUGGAUUCUCCUAGUUCGGAGGCAUAUCGCUCUUGGAUGCCACUGGAAGCGAAGUUAUAGCAGACGAUCAUGGUAUAUUUUCUCUAAUUGCACAGUAUCUUUUUAUUUUGCUUAUAUUUGUACCUGAAGUCCUGAGGUCUAAUGGGGCUGUAAAUUUUGGUGCUUGGGUCAAACUCUUAUUUAUGGUACCUGUAAAAAAAUACUUAUAAAUAAAGAUAAUAUAUUAUGAAAA
Molecule: messenger RNA, 1876 nt
Organism: Anthonomus grandis grandis
Lineage: Eukaryota; Metazoa; Arthropoda; Insecta; Coleoptera; Curculionidae
Product: peroxisomal leader peptide-processing protease
Exons: 7
Coding region: 250-1704 (484 amino acids)
Biological process (GO): regulation of fatty acid beta-oxidation; protein processing
Cellular component (GO): peroxisome
Molecular function (GO): serine-type endopeptidase activity
Source: RefSeq, a predicted model, not a curated record